This is a messenger RNA of Gasterosteus aculeatus aculeatus (three-spined stickleback), 2313 nucleotides long. RefSeq names its product forkhead box C1-A. The record is from RefSeq and is a predicted model, not a curated record. Gene Ontology annotation, molecular function: RNA polymerase II cis-regulatory region sequence-specific DNA binding; DNA-binding transcription factor activity, RNA polymerase II-specific. NCBI's taxonomy places the organism in Eukaryota, Metazoa, Chordata, Actinopteri, Perciformes, Gasterosteidae. Gene Ontology annotation, biological process: cell differentiation; anatomical structure morphogenesis; regulation of transcription by RNA polymerase II.
GCGGGCCUCACAGGGACGGUGCGCGCUGCCUCUGACCGGACAACACAUGCAAAUCCCAGAAGAAAGAGACCCCGGGAACACUCAGGACUCAGGUUCAUUUCGUCCUCCAAUUGGAUGAUGGAGCACGCUUUCGGGGAGGAGCAGCGUAGAGCAGCCAAAAGGGAGGAAAAAUUUAACGAGUAGAAAAAACACGGUUCCUAGCCGUGUGGACUCAUGCGCCUCCAGUCUUACUUUUAGGCUUCUCGCUUUCCCAAAUGUCCUCGGCGGCAGCGUUCGCUCUGUCCGCUUCGCCGUGGUGAGUUGUGGCUUAAAAAAAGGAACUUCUAGACGAUACAGGAAGAAGAGAAACCAGAAACAGAUUGGGAGCACGCGACGAACUUACGAGGGUUUCUGGAGGGGACGCUUUUUGGGGAGGUUUUACGCAUAGCGCAGGAUGCAGGCGCGCUACUCCGUCUCCAGCCCCAACUCUCUGGGAGUUGUACCGUACAUCAGCAGCGACCAGAGCUACUACCGGGCCGGCGGUGGAUACACCGGGAUGCCUGCACCCAUGAGCAUGUACUCCCACUCGGCCCACGAUCAGUACCCGGCCAGCAUGGCACGGGCGUACGGACCGUACAACCCCCAGCACCAGGCAAAGGACAUGGUGAAACCUCCCUACAGCUACAUCGCUCUCAUCACCAUGGCAAUCCAGAAUUCAGCGGAGAAAAAGAUCACCCUGAAUGGGAUUUAUCAGUUUAUCAUGGAGCGAUUCCCGUUCUACCGGGACAACAAGCAGGGCUGGCAGAACAGCAUCCGGCACAAUCUGUCUCUCAACGAGUGCUUCGUGAAAGUGCCCCGGGACGAUAAGAAGCCCGGCAAGGGCAGCUACUGGACUCUUGACCCGGACUCCUACAACAUGUUUGAGAACGGCAGCUUCCUACGGCGUCGGAGGAGGUUCAAAAAGAAGGACGUGCAGAAGGACAAGGACGACCGGGACAGGCAGGUCAAGGACCCCUCGUCUCGCACCCCGGGCCGGGAGCAGGACCCCUCAGCGCAGGGCUCUCAUCCGGUGCGGAUCCAGGAUAUAAAGACGGAGAACGGGACGUCUACGCCGCCGCAGGCCGCUUCCCCGGCCCUGAGCGCCGUGCCCAAGACCGAGAGCCCCGACAGCAGCAGCAGCAUGUCCACUGGCAGCCCGCACAGCGUGCCCUCCACCCGGUCACUCAGCAUGGACGGACCCGAGCACCACCAGCACCACGGCCAGGUCCCGGCGCAGGGCUUCAGCGUGGAUAACAUCAUGACCACCCUGCGGGGGUCUCCGCAGGCCGAGCUGUCCCCGCCACUCAUCGCCUCGUCUCGGACAGGUAUCGCCCCUUCCAUGUCGCUCAACUACUCCCCCAACCAAACAUCCGCAUACAGCUCGACGACCUGCAACCAGAGCGCCAUCUCCAACUCCAACGCGACCUAUCACUGCAACAUGCAAGCCAUGAGCCUGUACGCGGGGGAGCGGUCCUCCGGCGGCCACCUGGCGCCUUCCACCACGGUGGAGGAGGCCCUGCCCGACUAUUGCAUCACCACGACCACCGCGUCCCCUCUCGGACACAACAACCUGAGCCAGGUGGGCCAGGACGGCCACCACGCGCACCAGGGACGGCUCGCGUCCUGGUACGGGGACCUGAGCCAUUUGAGCCCGGGUUACCCGGCGCAGCAGCAGAACUUCCACUCUGUGCGGGAGAUGUUCGAGUCCCAGCGGAUCGGGCUGAACGGCUCCCCGGUCAGCGGGAAUAAUAGCUGUCAGAUGGCCUUCCCGUCCGGCCAGUCCAUCUACCGCACCUCGGGAGCUUUUGUUUAUGACUGCAGCAAGUUCUGAAAGGCAAAGUGUUUAAAUGAAUAACUCUAAUAUAUGUUUUAUAUUUUGUUUUGUACUUUGGCUCGUUUGUUCCCUCUCGGAAUGGACAUAAGAGAUUCAGAGACUUUCUUUUUUUUUAUCGAGACGUGUGUAACACCGAAAACACGUAAGUUUGUUUUCCCUCUAACUUUGAGAAUUGUUUAUAAAGAUGGCACAAACACCAGCUUUUAUGACCAUAUACUGUAAAUUAUAACCUAAUAUAGUAAUUUAUUUUCUAGAAAAGGGGAGUGGUUUGGAUAUUGAGGACCAAACACUUUAAAGUUUCUUUUUCUUUUUGGUUUAUUUGUCCCAGUUCUUGUAUAGAAAUAGAGGGGGGCUUUAGUCUGUACAGACUCAUUUUAUUCAUCUUGUCUUAUUUGUUAAAAAACUAUUUUGAAGGCAUUACAUUUUGUUUGUUUAAUAAAGUGCCGUCUAUUUGAUCUUAA